Molecule: messenger RNA, 1520 nt
Organism: Microstroma glucosiphilum
Lineage: Eukaryota; Fungi; Basidiomycota; Exobasidiomycetes; Microstromatales; Microstromataceae
Exons: 2
Coding region: 277-1230 (317 amino acids)
Source: RefSeq, a predicted model, not a curated record
CGUCCCCACCGUAUCGUUCUCAUCCUUCGCCAGCAGUGUCCCAGACGGUGAAAGGAACCUCUCCAAGACACAUCCGCCCCCACACACGCCGCCGGCCAUUUAUUUUGUCAACCUCGCGCCCACCUCUACAUGGUCUGGUAGGGCGAUAGGCCCGCAACGUGUGAGGCCCCCUCCACCUUCCUUCGUGGGGCUGAUACCCGCUUGUUUCCCCACGGCCACGCUGCCAUUCAAGCACUUCAGCUCAGGCAACGCCCCCUUGUGCCCCAGCUUUGCUCGAUGGCGUCUCUCUUCCGGCAAGGAGCAUCUCGCCAAGGCUCGCCCUUCUCCGCCUCUUCCUCCUCCUCCUCCUCAUCGAUCCUCAAGACGGACGAGGUAGCCAAGUGGUUCGACGCAAUCUGGACGGGCAGCGGUGCCUUUGGUGUCUCGGGUAGACAGUCCUUCUUCUCCUCCUCUCUCAGCAAGCACUUUGGGUUUCCCGCUAAUUACUCGGCCUCAGCAGCGCUCCAUGCCGUCCUCUUUCCACCUCUCCCACCUUGGCUCGCAACGGUUUGCUCCCUCUGUCGAGUGGUAGCAUUCCUGAUUAUUGCGCCCAUCCUUUUCAUUUCACUGCUGGAUUUGGCCGAGUAUGCAGUCAUCAGGACACUAGGUCUACAACGACGUCAAGUGAGGGUCAAGGCGUCAGGCCACCCUACGCAGCGGAUGCACCUCUCUCCCGCCCAGCUCCAGUCAGGCAAAGCCGGCAACCCUAUGCAGGCCCCUCUCCUCUCGACCGGAGCAUACGACGGAGAGACUUUGCUGAGGCACCGAGCGCGUAGUCUCUCUACUGCCUCUGCCGAAGCAAUUGAGGAAUGGCAACGGACCGGUGGCAGCUUUGCUCGAGUGGCAGAGGUACGCCAAGCAGCCACCUCGGCUUCCAGCUCUCCCAGCGGAGGUACCACCCCGAUCAACAAUCGCAACAGUUCUUACUUUGAACCUACACCCCGGUCGUCUCCCACAAUGGCCCAAUCACCCAUAGGUGUAGAGGGACCUAUGGGGCUGAGCGACGAUGAGAGUGAGAGCGGAGGGCCGUCUAGCCCCACGAUGGAGCUUGGUGGUGGCCAGCAGAGCAAACACCGCAAGUUGAGACGAAGUCAUUUCGACUUUACGCCCAUUGAGGAGAAGAACAAGUUUCAGUGGAGCAGGAACUCGUUUGACGAUACGAGCGAGGAGGCCGAAGUCAACGAUACGUAAAGACGCGCUGUACAGGACGAUCAGGCUUCCUCGCGGCCGCAUCGCACCAAGUGUCAGGCCACUCGAGAAAGUAGGUUCGAUGCACUAGCAGGAAGGGGAACCUGAACGAUCUCUACAUGACUAUAUUACUACGACCCUCCGACCGAUCGACCGACUGGCACGCUUUAACUUCUUUUACGUUACUUGGAUAUGUACAUUCUCUACUUACUUGAUUAUAUCUCGUCGUUUGGCUUCACCCUCCUUUGUCUGCUCAUCCGUCUUUGGACAGCGUCUGUGAGCGAAUUGUGAGA